CUCUCCUCGAAUAGACUCGUCGAGUCCAGGUCCUUCGCCUACGCGGGAUCAUUCCAAUUCUCUCACUGUUCCUACUGCCAAUGGUCACCGUUUGUCGUCUCCUUCGAUGUCGAAUUUAAGCGUACAGGAGGAACCUCGAGAGCGCCGCCCGAGUAUGACCAACCACGCAAGCGAACCUCCCUUAACCGCAAAUCAAUUCGUUGAUAAUGAGCUGUUGCGCGGAGUCUCACUUGGCUUCAAUUCACCUUCGAUUUCGGGUGCGUUGUCGCCUAUGCAAGGUCCCAUACCCAACGUGGUUGCAUUGCCGUAUGGCAAAUGUCCGCCUUUCCACGUCAAGGCGCCGAGUUGGAGAGACCUUAUCAAACUCAUGGCACGGCUAAGCGGAACUAGACUUGAGCCGACUAUUGAAGCUAUGGCUGUUGUGAAGACUGACAUGAAGAUACGCAUUGUGGUGAAUUUCGUGAAGGUGCACCAGUCAUCAUCUGAUUGGCAUGUCAUUUUGUACAUGACGAUAGACUACCCCGUGCCUGCAAAUCAUCCAUACGCAUACAAGUAUCGGAACGGCGAUCCAAACGUCCUUCCGUACUCCUAUUCACUGUCACCCAUGCCCGCAUUCCUUCGUGAUGGAGCAGAUGCGCCCAUGUCCAAGUGGUACAACAUCCCAGCAACGCAGUCGAACCCACUCCGGAAACUGCCUAUCACUUUUCCUGACCUGGCUGCAUACCUGAUCACAGUUCUAUCAGAAUCUCGAGUUGCGGUACAUGAUAGUUCAAGUGGCUUGCGUCGGCUGGCUAAGCUCAUUGACACGUCUUAUCCGAGUGAAAACACUCAGGGAGAUGAAGAUGAGCGUGAACGUCGUGGGUUAUUCGAUCGUCUAUUGAAGCGGUCACAUAGGCAGUCUAGAGAUCGUAAUGCGGAUACUUACGAUGUGGUCACUCCGUUCUAUGCAGAUGAGUUUGGGGCAUAGUUUUUCUUAAUCUCGUUUAAUACCUGGAGGCUCUGGCCAACGGAAAAGACACUAGCUGUGCAGUCUGCUUUGGGCUCUUCUGCAUGCUUAGUUACCUGCAGAGUGGUCUCUCCUUUACGACAGACUUUCUUUUUGGGGUAGAGGUUUGAUUCGUUCAUGUUGACAUGAUGUUACCCUAUUGUAUUUUGCAGAUCACAUCCUCCCCUUCUGUCGCUGCGCUCAACAUACUAGUAUUGACAAUAUCAGAAAUUACACAAACUACAUAUCU
Molecule: messenger RNA, 1235 nt
Organism: Somion occarium
Lineage: Eukaryota; Fungi; Basidiomycota; Agaricomycetes; Polyporales; Cerrenaceae
Source: the annotation of a GenBank genome assembly